AUGAUAAAAUCAGCAUUGACUGAUGGAGAAAUGAAUUUUGAUUAUAAUGAAUUAAGUAAAAAUAAUGCAAAUUAGGAAUGCCUUGAUUUGCUUGAGAAAUUAUCUAAGAAAGUAAUAACUAGUUAGCAAGACAAGGUAAUUCUACCCAAACUUGAGGAAAUCCAAGAGGAAUUAAAAGAAUUGCGCCACUGGAGAAACAAUCAAUAACCUGCAUUGCUGAGUACAUCUUAGUUGAAGUCUAACAAAAAUAUCACCUCAAACCUCAAAGAAUUUAGAUGCCAUUGCAAUGAGAUAACUCAAGUCUUUCACUUUUUAGUAUGGAUAGUAUCAACGAGAAACAAGCAAUAGUGCUAAUUUACUCAUUAUUCACAGAAGGAAGAAUAAGGCAGAAUUCUUGGACAAAAUCAAUAAUAGCUAAUUGCACACAAAAAUAAUAAUAAUAAUACCUCAUGGUUUGAAAUAAAAGAAGAUAAAUCAAAAAGAUAAAGAUUUGUGAAUAAAAAAGUGAAGAGCUAAUCAUCAAGGCAAGAAUAACUUCUCAAGAUAUCAAAACUCUUAAAUGAUAGUGAUAAUAGCUCAGAAGAUAUGAUAAAUUUAGAUAGAGAUGAUGACUAAUUUAAUAACGAAUAAUUGAAAUAACAAAAUACACACUUAAUAGAGUAAUAACCUUAUUACAGUAAUUCAGAUAUCAUAUUGCAUAACUUUUAAUUAGAAAAGCUAAAUAUCUCAGCAAAUUAAAACAUGAAAGCAGAUAAUUCCCUUGAUUAAUCUUAUAUUAGUGAGAUAAGUAUAUGGGAAAAUGAAUCAAGGAAAGUUACAAAUCCUUCAACAAAUUAAAAGAUAGAUUAUAACUGGUUUGAAGAUGCUCCAGAGCAAACAUUUUUAAAUCAAGAUGGAAAUCUUUUACCUGAAAAUAAUCAUGAUGAUAAGAACUAAUAAUUACUUGAUGCUUCAUCUAAUUUAAAAAUAAAUAAUUAUCAUUCGAUUAAAAAUUUGUAAAUAUAAAAUUUCUCAAACCUAUCCCUAAAAAAGUUAGAUGAAGAAGUUAAAAGAUAAGAUUUUACAAACUAAAAGCAAACUCAUUCUAAAGAAUCAUUUCAAAAGAGAAUAUACUUAGAAUAUUAAUAAUAAGAUCAAUUUAUAGAAAAUGACCUGGAAUCAAGCUAAAACUUUUUCUCUGACUCUUCUUAAUUACAUUAGUCUAUACCAGAACUUGAAGAAUUUUAAGUCGGCUCAAUAAAUAAUCUAAUAAAUUCAAAAUUAUAAAUGGUCUAACCAAGAGAGUAUUCAACAUAACAGGUAAUAAAAAUCACAGAUGAAAGUGAAGAUCUAGAUUAAUUAUCAAUCAGAGAAAAAAUAGAGUAUAAUGCUGCUAUGGAGGAAUAAGUUAUUUAAAAUCUCAACUCUCAGAGAAUUACUGGAUUUGAUGUUUCUUUUAAGCCUAUGCCAAUUAAUGCAUAAAAUUUUGUAGCGCCUAAGAAAAAAAAGAAGGUUAAAAAAUUAAAAAGGAAACCCUCUGAAAAACAGACUCCUUAAUCUACGCUUUAGUAAAGUAUAAACGAUAUUGAUUAUUGA
Stylonychia lemnae is the source of this 1575-nucleotide messenger RNA. The record is from the annotation of a GenBank genome assembly. NCBI's taxonomy places the organism in Eukaryota, Ciliophora, Spirotrichea, Sporadotrichida, Oxytrichidae.